Molecule: messenger RNA, 1040 nt
Organism: Drosophila innubila
Lineage: Eukaryota; Metazoa; Arthropoda; Insecta; Diptera; Drosophilidae
Exons: 6
Coding region: 242-958 (238 amino acids)
Source: RefSeq, a predicted model, not a curated record
UACAGUGCGACAACAGGCAAUUCCCAAUUCCCAUUACGAGUUUCAAGUUUAAGCUCAGAGUCAGUCUCAGUCUCGGUCUCCAAGUCGGACUCAGUGCUAAACGACAACGCGACGCGAGUGGACGAGUUUUUGUCUAGCUGAGAUUUAUUAAUAAGCCGAUUCAAAAGUGACAGAAGAAGCAAAAAAAACAAACUAAGCCAAAGGCAAAAGCGAAACCAGAUAAAGUGUGUAUAGCCACGAAAUGUUUGCCAAAUUCGGAGCACUUUGCUUGCUGUUGCUGCUGCAAGCAACACUCGGCCCAGCACAGCUGAUUACACUGAAGGAUGGCAAGGUGGGAGUCAACUUUGCCGGCUACCACGCGGAUGCCGGACUGGGAGGAUUGCUGACAGGCAACUCUGCCCACGGCGGACUCAGCGCCUCGGCGGGCACUCCGUGGGGAUCGAGGGCAGCCGCAGGUCUCGGUGGUGGCCUGGAUGGACGCACCGCUGGCGGAGCUUAUGCCGCUGCUCAGGCUAACGAUGAUGUUGGCGCUAGCGCCGUCCUGGGCGGCACAGUGGGUCAACGUGGAUACAUUGGCGCCGAGGCUCACCGUCCUGGCAAGGUGUCCGGCUCCUCUGCCCAUUUGACGCCCCAAUAUGCGACCUCUGCGCCAGUUUCAAUCCAAGAUCAACCGGCUGCGUUGCCAACUCACUCGACCUACGUACAACGGGUGAAGCCACCUAAGAAGUAUUCUCUGAUUGCUCCCAGUCAAGCAGCGGCUAAGAACACUUACAAGACCGCUGUUCAGAGACCACAAAUUCAAAAUCACGUCAUUGCCCCGCAGGCUCAGAACACCGUUGUUGGUAGCGCACUGGAAAUUCCCAUUGGCAUUUUGCGCUCCCUGCAGUUCAGCCUCGGCAACUUGGUCAACGGAGGACAACCUGCCCCCCAGGCGCCUAUUUUACCCUACCAAGGUUAACCUCGUAUUUGUUUACGAUAUACUCAAUAACAUGUACUCAAUUAAUAAAUAAUAAAAUCUUCCACUAAUUAAAACAAUCCAA